This is a messenger RNA of Trypanosoma cruzi, 612 nucleotides long. RefSeq lists its product as uncharacterized. The record is from RefSeq and is a predicted model, not a curated record. NCBI's taxonomy places the organism in Eukaryota, Euglenozoa, Kinetoplastea, Trypanosomatida, Trypanosomatidae. The transcript has a single exon. Bases 1 to 612 code for a protein of 203 amino acids.
AUGUGGCGCACGCUGCGGAGUAACAGGAGACCACAGAAGCGGCCAUACACACCGCAUGUUGUGUGCGCACCGACUCCAUCAAAGAGACUGACCGUCAAUCCGUCGUCGAGGGAACGUCCAUCACCGUCGCACAGAGUCCUCAUCGGCCACAACGCUCCCUCCACGCGGAGUGUUUGGUCCUUCCUCCUUGUGGUGCUGCAAUAUUUGUGUGACCGGCCACUCAACAGCCGCCAACGGCACAGCACCAGUCCAAGGUGCUGGAGCAUCGCACGGCGCGUUCUCCCAGCAGAUCAUGUCAGAUGGCAUAACCGCACGGCAACCCCAAUUGUGAUGCACAGACCUGAAGCGGAGAUGCAAAGAGUCAUGCGGACGAACCUUCUUUCACUGCUCUCAUUUCGGGGAACUCGACAACAAGAAUGCCGGCGGUGCGAUCAUUGUGACAGUUCCAUCCGCACCGCCACUGUCCAAAAGGUUACUGUGAGUCCACGGCGUGGAAGUCAGCGUGUGCGCCGUUGCUGUCCCCGCCGCCCCACCACCACACAGCCGUUCCAACGCGGCGGAUUGGAGCGUCGUCAAAGGCAUCCACGGGCGCCAACACACCGAGGCCCAUAG